AUGUCCAGGCAGAGGAUUAUUGGAUGGGCUCUAGAUUGGGUUGAUUUGGUUGGUUACAGGUCCAGCAGCAUGUCACUGGCGGACGAGAUCCGCAAGCUGGGAGCCCUCGUCGGGACGGACAGCGGGUCUGGAGGUGAGGGGUCGGCCCCGGCCUCGACACCGGAGCCAUUGGAAGGCUCCGCGGCGGGCAGUGAUGCCGCGGCGGAAGCCAGACCGGUGGCCAACUCGGUCGUUGAGGUGAGUUCUGCGUGGUUCGGGGGGAGUGUGGCCUCGGUGGCCGCCGUGAUGCCCUCCGAGCCCUGGGGCAGUGGGCCUUUCCCCGUUCGUGGGUCUGGCGAGCCAUGUCCGGAGGUGGAGGACGCCUCCAUGUCCGCGUCUGCUGGGGACGCGCUGGAGAUCGGCAGCGGAGCCGCGCAAUUGGAGCUCGCGGCGUACCUGGGGGAGGAGCCAAUUCCCUUGGCGACUCCUUCCGGGGCGCCGUUUUCCGCUGUCCGAUCUCUGCCGCGUGCUGAGCGGCUGGCGCGGGAACGCCGGGCCAGUGAGGCCUUGGUGGCCAGGAUGGUCCCGGUGGAGGCCUCUCCACUGAGGGGUAGGUCGGAGUGGGUCAAUAGUCUCAACUCCGGCCCAGCUCGCCAGGCACUGCCGUUGCAGAGGGCGCUGGCCAACCUGGCCGCCCGCGGGCCGCGGCAGGAAAAACUGGUGGAGCGCCUGUACGCGGGCUCGCCCAUGGGGCUCCGGACGGCACGGACCCGGGGUCUGCAGGCUCUCGUUGAGCCACGUAACCCCGGUCCGAGCACCGAGUUACGGUGUCCGGGAGCCCGGAACGUGCGUCCGGCGAUUCGGGGGGAGCCGCGUCCAUCUCGCGGCCACUCGAGGAGGGAUGAAAUCCCUCUCGAGUAUCGUUUCCUCCCGGCGUCGGGGGUACAAGCGGAGCGGACGAAGCGUGUGGCGCUCCCAACUGUCGCGACCGGGGGCCGGGGCCUCUACCCUCCCGCGGGAUACAGGGAGGAGGCGACCCCUCAACCGUCUCGUAAGAAGAGGUCUGGGCGGCUGCCUGAUUUCACCAGGGACGUAGAGUUCCGCUACAUCGGUGAGGAGCCAACUCCUCGACAGGAGGAGUUUCCUCAGUGCCGAUCGUCGGCGGAGCCGGACGCGUCCGGUGAGAUUGGGUGCCCCCAGAAGGAGACGGUGAGGGCCGGUUCCCCUCUUGUGGGGAACUCGGAUUCGUCUCCACCCGCGGGACUGGUGGGGAAGGCCCCGUCGACGUCUCCAUCCGAGGCUCGGGUUGGUCUGGUGUCGGAAGCCGCGACGACCGCGACACCUUCACCUACCCUGGAGACGGGUUUGUCCGUCCCCGCCUCGGCGUCGUCUUCACGUCGGGUCGUGGGUGAUGAUGGUAUCGUCUACCGCCUUUGCGGUGACGGCCAUUUUCGCCCUGUAACCCGAGCGGGGGGGCGGCGCACGAGGAAGGGGAUUGAGGCCAAGCGGGUCUCUCCGGCGUGCACCGCGGUCGACCAUCAGACCGCCGAUGGCGCGCUGGCAAGCCGGUGUCAGCUGCCUCGGCCCAGGGCCGGAGCCGCCGCCGCCAAGCAGGGCACGCCAUCGCCCACCUCAGUGGCGGCUAGGCGUCGGGCUCGACGCCGGCUUCUGGCUGAGGUCCGAGCUCGGGCCGAGCGGGGCUCACCAACCACGGAGCCGCCAGUGCUCCCGACGGCACAAGCGGCGCCAUCAACAUCUUUGGCGCCGGAGACGCCACUACCACCUGUGGCGUCGGUGACGCCCUCACCACCAUCGGUGUCACCAGUGCCGUCGGCGCCGAGGCCGGCCUCUCGUGUGAGGGUCCUGGCUUACCUUGCCGGGCUGUCCCGAGAGGAUCGCCUGCGCCUUGUGGAGGAGGCUGAUCAGGUCUCGCAGCCUCCCGCCCGUGAGGGUGGCCAGUAG
Messenger RNA from Phymastichus coffea, 1941 nucleotides. RefSeq lists its product as uncharacterized. The coding region runs from base 1 to 1941 and encodes 646 amino acids. Lineage: Eukaryota; Metazoa; Arthropoda; Insecta; Hymenoptera; Eulophidae. The transcript has a single exon. The record is from RefSeq and is a predicted model, not a curated record.